AGCCCGAUGCGGAAGCCCCUCCAUUGCCCUAUGGCACAGCAGUGCCACUGUCAGGUCGAGGGCAUGGUAGCUCUGCGGGUGCCUUGCAGGAAAUGUUCCUCCGUGGCAGUUCGUUGAGGGUCUUGCCCAUGGCAAAUGAGUUUGCGGCGUCCUCUGCCAGUCUCUUUGCGGCGCUGCAGGAGGCUUUUGACUUCCAGGCAGACAGCGUCAAGAAUCAAUACGAACAUUUCCUGUCGCUUCUUCAAGCGCAUUGCUCCAUGGUCGCUGAUCGCUACGUCCAAGAUGAAGAGGAGGUACCAGAGCAGCUGCUGUUGAGCGAAGGCAUUGCAGAGAUCUAUACGGAGCUGUUGGAGGGCUUUUGCACUUGGCGUGAGAACUGCACCGACUCGGACGAUUUGGAGCUCCCUGCUCGGCGGGAGGCUUCUCUGCCGCCCCUGGCGGGUGCACGGUGGAAUCCUCUGCCUGCGAGUUGCUACGAAGGCAAGGCGGACGAGGCCGCAGAUGCCUCCAGGCAGAUGGCAGAGAUUGCGACAUAUUUGUGCGUUUGGGGCGAAGGUGGCAACGUUCGCUUCAUGCCAGAGGUGAUCUACUUCAUCACAGAGCUGGCCCUGGCAGCGGAGGAAGGCACCAUGCCCUAUGGGGGAGUCGCCAGUGCUGCUGGUGGCUCCUACCAGAGUGGCAAGUUCCUGUCGAAGGUCAUCCGGCCAAUCUACAACGUGGUCUUUGAAGAGUGGUACGAAAAGGUGGACAUUGCGGACAACGGGAAGGACAAGAAGAUCCUACACAAGGAUUUCGAGAACUUCCUACCUCCGGAUGUGGCAAACUAUGAUGAUUGGAACGAGCUUUUCUGCGACCCCAAGCGGAUGUCUGAAUCUAUUCUCAUGGAGGAUGGCAGCAUCCUGUUCGACCUGGAACACAAGAAGCGCUUUGCCGCUCUUCACCAGGUCGACUGGGCAGCGAGUUUGAACCGCUUUUUCACCAAAACCCAUCGCGAGGCACGGGGCAUCACGGGGCACGGAUUGCUCUUUGCCCUUGGUCUCACUUUGGCGGUUAAGAACCCUGACCACAUCGACUAUGGGCAUGUAGCUUUGUUGGGGAAUACUUUCCCAACGAGACUGGCGGCCAUUGGGCUGUUAGUGCCAAUGCACGCGAUCAUUUGGGGCUUCGCACGGUAUCACACUACGGGCUCCACUAUUUGUCGGAGGAUCUAUGGGCCUGGCUGCGUGCUGGCCGGUCUGGGCCGCUCGCUGCUUUGGGCUUCGCCACUCUUCACCUACGCCUUGCUGCGCUACAUUGAGCUCAAGGGGGAGAAGAUCUCAAAGAAGGCAGGUCUGGAGAUUGGCCUGGUCUUGGCAGCUCAUACCGUGCUGUCGGUCCUUGGCUUUAUUGCGCACCUCUUCUUCUCAGACAGGACCUACGAUCGGCUCUUUCCCCUAACGCCGGCGCCGACCUUUCUGCUGAUCGUGCGCUACAUCUUUUGGUUUAUGGUCUUUGCUGUGAAGUGGUUGGUGGGCUUCGCAAUCUUCAAUUCUGUCUACAAGUUGAUGCACCAAGAUCUGCAGAUCAUCAUGGUUGGACAGCAAAGUGUCACCGAGAUGCAAUACUCCUGGACGAGCACAGACUGGGGCCAAGACGUCUUGGAAUGGGCCCUGCUGUGGUUUACCACCUUCUUUCUCUUUUGCGCUGAUACUGGGAUGUGGUUUACCCUGGGCUGCACCUUCCUUGGUGUCUCCACGGCCUUUGUCCAACGCUCGUGUGAGGUUUUCACCUUUUGCUUCGAGGAUGCAGUGGCCAAAAUCCCUGAGCGAAUGAGUGAGAAGGUCUUUUGCUUUGUGAAGAGCGCCGUUCAGGGCCGCGAGAUGGCGAGGGAGCUUCCGCUGGUGUGGGAUCGAAUCCUGGAGUACAUGAGAUACGAGGACAAGAUCGGGUACCAGUUCAUGUCGGAUCAGUCCUUCUCCGCGAGCCGCGACGGCCGUGGCACGGCAUGGACCAAUCUGACCCGGUCCAUCCGGGCAGCCAUGACGAGGUCAGCGGAAGAUUCGUCUGGAGCGCAAGUGAAGAUCACAGUGCCCAACAUGUUCCAAGAACAGGGGAUCUGUCAGCGAGCUUUUCUCCACUAUGGCUGCUGUAUCCGCGAUCCCAAUUGGCCCGAGAAUCCAGAAGUCCAAUGGCGCUUGUUGGCUCUGUCUCGUGGCCUUGGUUUGCCCAUUCCCAAGCCCUUCAGAGCUCCGUUCAUCCCGGGCAUCACCGUACUGAUUCCUCACUAUGGAGAGACCAUCCUGGAGAAGAAGGAUUCACUGUUUGGUGGAAGAGAUGAUGAUAUCGUGCCCCUGAUGGACUGGUUGAAAGCUCGUUAUGAGGCUGCGGACGAAUGGCACAACUUUGAUGCACGGAUGCAGGCUAAGAAUAUGGGUGGCCUACAGGCGGGCAGCAACUGGGAUGACUAUUCAGAUGCGCAAUGGGAAAAGAUCUGUGGCUGGUCUUCCAUGAGACUUCAGACUUUGUUCCGGACGGUGGCGGGGAUGAUGCUGUACCACCCGGCCUUGCAAUGCCACUACGAAGUACAGGGCGUGGGCAGGGUCAGAGGGGAGAAGAAGCCGGCUUUGGCGGAUGUUUGGACGCCCAACGACUGCUUCACGUGCAUUGUCUCCAUGCAGCAGUAUGGCAUCCCUGGUGCGGUGAACUAUGGCCACGUGAACAAGAUGUUCUCCAAGUUCCCGAGCAGUUUGAAGGUGGCCUUCAUUGACUUCAAGGAGAAGAACAUCCACGCGGAGGUGGACCGCGUCCACCCGCGUCAGAAGCGCCGCUUCUUCAGCUGCCUCGUGGACGGCCGCUGCGCCGAGGAGCCGGGCGGCCGGCGCAAGGCCAAGUAUCGGGUGGAGCUACCGGGAUAUCCCAUCCUGGGCGAUGGCAAAAGCGACAAUCAGAACCAUGCCAUCAUCUUCUUGCGCGGCAUCUUCAGCCAGUGCAUCGAUGCAAAUCAGGGUGGCUACUUCGAACAGAUGCUGAUGUUGCCCUGCGUCCUGGGCGAGUUCCGCACCAUGGAGCGCGGCGAUGAAGCGGCCAAGCAGAUCAUCGGCCUGCCGGAACACAUCACCAGCGACAUCGGCUCGGUCGGAGACUUCGCGGCGGGCUCGGAGGUGGCCUUCGGUACCAUCCUGCAGCGCACCUACUCGGUGCUGGGGGCGCGCAUGCAUUAUGGACACCCGGACAUCAUGAACAAACAGUAUAUGAUGCAGCAGGGUGGUGUGUCCAAAGCGACCAAAACCAUCAACCUCUCUGAGGACAUCUUUGCCGGGAUGGAUUUUACCCUACGUGGGCAAGGCCGCAGCAUCAAACACUGCGAGUAUUUCCAUGUCGCCAAAGGUCGUGACCUGGGUUUCAACACGGUGCUGGGUUUCUUUUCAAAGUUGUCCAGCGGCGCAGGGGAGCAGAUUUUAACACGGCAGAUGUUCCGUUUGGGGCAGCUUUUGCAUCUGCCUGAAGCGCUCACCUUCUAUUACGCACACGUGGGCUUCUACGUGACGCAGGGAUUGGUGUCGGCAUCUAUGCCCAUCCUGGUCUUUGCUUGGACAGUGGUCUUGGCUGCAGAUUGUGAGGGCACAUUUCAAUCCUUCGAAAACUAUUGCUCUUCCGUUCCGGCUGCAGAGGCCAUGGCCCAGCUGUUGUCCAUUUGGUAUUCCUGGGUGAUUUUCUUGUUCCUCGUGGCCACCUCAAUGCCGCUCUUUGCCGAGAUCUGGAUGGAAAGGAGUUUCAAGGAAGCCGUUUUCAAACUGGGCAAGCAGUACUUGACCUUGUCCUUUCUGAUGUUUGUAUUCCAAGCGAAGAUCAUCGGGUACUACGUGGUGAACGAGCUACGCUAUGGAGGUGCCAAAUACGUGGCCACCGGUCGAGGCUUGCCCACCUACCGCCGUCCCUUCAUCGGCGAGACUGAGCCGGGAACGACGAAGUUGACCAAGGUGGGCGGCUUGUACCUGGACUUCGCCACGUAUGCAUACUACGAUGGCAUGCGGCUCGUGCUCAACUGCAUCGCUGUGCUCUUGCUGGGCGGUGUUUCGGACGCGGGCAUCUCCAACAGCUUGGGCUUCACGUGGCUGGCCAUCGGGAUCACCAUUGUCUCGUGGCUGUACGGACCCUUUGUCUUCAACCCGUACCAGUUCGACCUGGACGAGGUCAAGGGAGAUAUGAGGGCCUGGGUUGGCUUCUUCCUGGAAGACAGCGGUAAAUGGUGGGUCGACAACUACCAGAAGACUCAGCUCAAGGCCUCCAAAGGUUUCCGAGAAUCGGUCAUCGGUGUAAACUUUUUGAUUUCCAUCUUCUGCUUGGCUGUGUGGUUUGCCAUCGUGACACACAAGCUGCACCUGCUGAAUGUCAUCUACUCGGCGUACCCCAGCCUGGAGACCCUGAGCAUAAUGUCGCUGGUACCACCCGUAGGCGCCGGGCUUCUGUACUGCUUGGUGGUGAGCGGUUUGGAGAGCAUCUUGGGCUGCCCCAGGUCAGUCCCGAUGACGACAGCAAAAAAGACGCGAGCAGUUGAUUUGGAGGAAUCCACCUCCUCCAGCGAUGAGGACGGGGGCGCCGGCGCUGCGUCUGAUGAUGGUGUCCCAGCCCAUGACCGGAUGACGGACACGGUCAUUGCCCGGGAUAGCAGUGACGAGGAGGAGGAGCGGGGCUGCAAAUUGCCAGAGGCAGUGCCCUUGUCCGUCUCAGCCCUUCUGGUGACUGGGAUCCAAGUGAUCGAAGCUGUAAUCCCCAUCUAUGCGGCUUUCCGUCCCCUCUCUGGACAGCAAGGGCUGGGAUGGGGUAAAACCUUUGUCGCCGGCAUGAUCUUGAAAUACCUCCUUUAUGAGGUCUUCUUAUUCCUGGCUGAGGGAGUUUUGCGCUCCAGAUGUUGGGAUCGGGUUGGAGGCUUCCUGCAAUUCUUGAGCUUGUGGGUUCAUGCCAAUCGCAUGUUCAGGGAUAUGUUCAUCUCAGGCUUCAUCCUGGCAACGCUGUUUCCCUUCGUCUUGCUGGAUACCUUGAACGCCAUGCUUUGUCGCGGGUGCAGCCUUCACAACUUGUUGAUCUACCGCGAUCCUGGACACCUGGCUAAAGAGGCAGCUGUCAUUCACUACACUGCGGAAGAAUCAGAAGAAGACGAGGAACGCGCAGGGGGAAGGCAGCAACCCUUCCGGACGGACACCCGAAGCGCUCGGACGCCCACCCGCGCAGGAUUCUUCGGGAGCUUCCGGACCCGGACGCCGCCGCGAACGCCGCCGCCACCGGCGGCGCCACUGGCGGUGCCGUCACUACCACCGCCCACAACGACGUUCAGAUGACGCGAAAGUCAGAGUCUGAAACAGCGGACAGGGACAGCCCCUCCGGGGUCGCGCUGAAUUUGACAGAUUUCAUGUGAUACCAUGA
Messenger RNA from Cladocopium goreaui, 5403 nucleotides. NCBI's taxonomy places the organism in Eukaryota, Dinophyceae, Suessiales, Symbiodiniaceae. The record is from the annotation of a GenBank genome assembly.